Teleopsis dalmanni is the source of this 1673-nucleotide messenger RNA. Its product is annotated as aladin-like. The record is from RefSeq and is a predicted model, not a curated record. Gene Ontology annotation, biological process: nucleocytoplasmic transport. Gene Ontology annotation, molecular function: protein binding. The transcript is spliced from 6 exons. NCBI's taxonomy places the organism in Eukaryota, Metazoa, Arthropoda, Insecta, Diptera, Diopsidae. Bases 139 to 1557 code for a protein of 472 amino acids. Gene Ontology annotation, cellular component: nuclear pore.
AUGACAAAUAGAAUUAAUGAAGAGUACCAUUUCCCGGCAUUUUUGUCGUUUGUGUGAAGAAUUUUCAUUUUAAAGUUGAGCGUCUUCUGUGGUGUUGCGUUAGUUUUUAGGUUCAUAGUGUUAUAUAUAUUUAAUGCCAUGAACACAGUAAGCAAUUUAAAAGAAUAUGGAAGUGCGUACCCUGUUCGCAUACCUUCUUCUAUACCACGACAAAAAUUUGAAUGUAAUUCCAACAAUUUUAAUAAAUAUCCACAAAUUUAUAUACAUUGCGAAUUUGCUAAUGUUUCAUCAGCGAAUUUGAGCGGCUAUCGCAGCGUGUUGGUGCCUGUGCACGAAGGCGUCGUCAAACGCAUUGUGCGCACAUUUUUCGAAAAUGGCUUCAGAGUCGCACUACAAGAAGCAACCAGUCCAGAAACUAUAGAAUUUAAUCCUAAUGUUGCGAAGGUAGCACAAUAUAUAUGUGAUGCGUUAGACGCUGUUAAUAGAUAUAAGCAAAAAAUAUUUCCUCAUAAGCGGCGGCAGUUGAGUGUGAAUGAUAUUGUAAACUUCACGGAAACAAGAGACUGGUGUCAUGCGAAUAUACGUUGCAUAGCCUGGCAUCCGAAUUGCUUCAAAAUAGCUGUGGCAGGUGGUGACGAUUCUGUGAGAAUAUACACUGAAAGUUACGCUGAAAUACCAGUUUUAAAGACGCAUUAUCAAAAAAGUGUUACGUCAAUAGCGUGGCGACCAUUUACAACUUCGGAACUAGCAGUUGGCUGCGAUAGAGGUAUAUGUCUCUGGACCGUAGAAAGCAACGUGAAUAUAACACGUGCCACCUCCCAAGCCACACUACUGCAACAUCCUAAAAGCAGUCCGAUUACUUCAAUACAAUGGAAUUCUGACGGUACACUUUUAGCAGCUUCCUCAAUAGGUGAUACAGAUAUAUUGAUAUGGAAUAUGGAUUCAAUGCAAUGUACUGCUUUAAAGUGUGUUGGGCCAACUUGUUCAUUUAUAAAAUGGUCAUCAGGUGACGCUUAUCUUUUCGCUGCAACUUCAAGUAAUAUGUUUCGUGUGUGGUCUACGGAAAAGAAAUGGACUGGCGAACGUUGGAAUAUUGUUUCUGGCACCGUACAAUCUGCUUGCUGGUCACCAUGCAGUAACUUUUUACUAUUUAUAACCACGGAAGAACCAAUACUAUACGAACUACAGUUUUAUGAAGAACAAGUUUUUAAGUCUGGCGGUACACCUACAGAAGCUGUGCCUGUUAUUGAUUUAUCAUCCAUUGUUAUUGAUAAUCGCGAAAUAGGCGGUCAACCACAAGCGUUGGUUUGGGAUCCAAAGGGUUUAUACUUAGCUAUUAUGUUUAAGGAUACGAAUUGUGUAGCAAUAUAUACAACCUCUUUUAAAACGUUUCAACUGAGAGUAUCACCAUUGUGUUUUGUAAGUGGUGCUGGCUACGAAUAUCCUACAUGCAUAGCGUUUCAAAGUAAAAACAAGAAGAACUCUGAAACUAUCUUAAAUAUUGGUUGGUCCAACGGGAGAAUACAGUAUGUGCCACUCACCGAUAAUAUUAUCUAACAAACGUUCAUAUAUGCGAUACAAUUAAUGUACACAAUACACUUUUUAUUAUUAACAUUAAGAUUAUAUAUUGUUAUUUUUUUUAUACAUUUAAGAUAUUUAAAUAAAAUUUAAUG